Emys orbicularis (European pond turtle) is the source of this 1176-nucleotide messenger RNA. RefSeq names its product suppressor of cytokine signaling 5-like. The record is from RefSeq and is a predicted model, not a curated record. Gene Ontology annotation, biological process: phosphatidylinositol phosphate biosynthetic process; intracellular signal transduction. Gene Ontology annotation, cellular component: phosphatidylinositol 3-kinase complex. The transcript has a single exon. Lineage: Eukaryota; Metazoa; Chordata; Testudines; Emydidae. Gene Ontology annotation, molecular function: 1-phosphatidylinositol-3-kinase regulator activity. The coding region runs from base 1 to 1176 and encodes 391 amino acids.
AUGUCCCAGGCCGGAGAGGGGCCGGACCGAGGCGCCCGGCCCAAGGAGAGCUCAGGCGAGGCCGGGGGCUGGCGCGGCGGACGCAGGAGAGCAAAGCUCCCGGAGACCCCGGCGGGGCAGGACUCAGAGGGGGCCGAGCCGGGCCGGCGGGUGGGGCGCUCGCUGCGGCAGAGGAUCCAGGAUGCGGUGGGCCAGUGUUUCCCCAUCAAGGGGCACGGCGGCGCCCGCUCCCCCGAAUUCUCCCCUUCCCAGCGCAAGAUCCACCUGCGGGAACUGAUGCUGGAGACCUGCCCCUUCCCGGCCGGCUCGGAGCUGGCCCGCAAGUGGAACCUCAUCAAGCAGCACACGGCGCCCGUGUCGGCCCAGGAGGGGCUGGCCUGCGGCGGGGCGGGGCCGGCAGAGGAUGAGGACGACCGGCUGCGGGAGCGACGGCGCAUCAGCAUCGAGCAGGGGGUGGAACCGCCCCCGGACGCCAUGAUCCACACCUUCGAGGCCACGGCGCAGAUCAACCCGCUCUACAAACUGGGGCCCAAGCUGGCCCCUGGCAUGAACGAACUGGCCGGGGACAACUGGGCCACCCUGGCCCCCCAGGAGGAAGAAGAGGAGGAGCUGGUGGCGGCGGUGGCGGCCCCGGAGCCGGAGCUUCGUGUCCACACCCAGAUCGACUACAUCCACUGCCUGGUGCCGGAUCUGCUGCAGCUAACCCGGCUGCCCUGCUACUGGGGGGUGAUGGAUCGCUACCAGGCCGAGGCCUUGCUGGAGGGGAAGCCGGAAGGGACCUUCCUGCUGCGGGAUUCGGCCCAGGAGGAUUAUCUCUUCUCGGUCAGUUUCCGGCGCUACGGCCGCUCGCUCCACGCCCGGGUCGAGCAGUGGAACCACAACUUCAGCUUCGACGUGCACGACCCCGGCGUCUUCCACGCCCCCACCGUCUCGGGCCUGCUGGAGCGGUACAAGGACCCCAGCGCCUGCAUGUUCUUCGAGCCCCUGCUCUCCCGCCCCGUGCGCCGGCCCUUCCCCUUCGCCCUGCAGCACCUGUGCCGGGCCGUGGUGGCCGGCUGCACCUCCUACGACGGCAUCGGCCGCCUGCCCAUCCCCGGCGCGCUCCAGGAGUACCUCAAGGAAUACCACUACAAGCAGAGGGUACGGGUGCGGCGGCUGGACACCCGCUGGAACUGA